Gryllus bimaculatus (two-spotted cricket) is the source of this 534-nucleotide messenger RNA. NCBI's taxonomy places the organism in Eukaryota, Metazoa, Arthropoda, Insecta, Orthoptera, Gryllidae. The record is from the annotation of a GenBank genome assembly.
AUGGGAGCACGCACGCGCAGCGCCGAGGGGCGUCGCUCAUCAGCGCCUGCGAAGCAGCACAGCGGGCGAGUGGCGCUCGGGGAUUCCCUCGUGGAGUACCACAAGGGUUAUACGCAAACGGAGCACCGCGCGUGCGCCGCCUGCGGGGAGCCCAUCACGGACAAGUACCUGCUGCAGGUGAGCGGGCGGGCGUGGCACGCCACCUGCCUGCGCUGCUGCGUGUGUCAGCUGGCGCUGGACCGGCAGCCCUCGUGCUUCAUGCGCGACGACUCCGUCUACUGCAAGGCCGACUACGCCAAAAGCUUCGGCGCCAAGUGCGCCAAGUGCUGCCGGGGCAUCGCGGCGAGCGACUGGGUGCGCAAGGCGCGCGACCACGUCUACCACCUGGCGUGCUUCGCGUGCGACGCGUGCAAGCGCCAGCUCAGCACGGGCGAGGAGUUCGCGCUGCACGACGAGCGGGUGCUCUGCAAGACGCACUACCUGGAGAUCCUCGACGGCGGAUCCACCUCCUCCGACGAGUUGCGUUCACCUUGA